This is a messenger RNA of Yarrowia lipolytica CLIB122, 864 nucleotides long. RefSeq lists its product as uncharacterized. Gene Ontology annotation, biological process: chromosome segregation. Gene Ontology annotation, cellular component: MIS12/MIND type complex. The record is from RefSeq and is a predicted model, not a curated record. NCBI's taxonomy places the organism in Eukaryota, Fungi, Ascomycota, Dipodascomycetes, Dipodascales.
AUGGACAUGGAAAAAGACGGGACACAACACACGAAAAAGACACAAUCUGUUCAGGAGACUGAGACGCAGAAAUCCGAGACACUGUCUACAUCAACACCUGACCCAGAAACCAUGGAGAUAAGUGUAGCUGAAGUGGAAGCGACAUCCAUGAAGACACACACAGGGGAGGGACAGAGGCAGACACAAGCCAGUGAAUCACAAGCGACGAGCGAAGGACGAAUAACAACAGUGAACGAAACACAAACAACAAAAGCGACCGAGGGACAAACAACCACAACAGCCAAUACACGUGCAAUCCCCCAAUCAGCACGUUACAGACGUUUAGUCACAUCCUCGUCCACAGCACUGGCCCAUGCAGUCAAGUCGCUCACUUACAAACGAGUGGCGGCGUGUUAUCCAAGCAUUGCAAAGACUCCUGCUGGUCAGGAGGCACUCAGAGAAGCCCUUAAGCAGAUCUGCAAGGCGUGGACGGACUCAGUACAAACGGAAUUCGACGCGAUCUUCGAUGAACGACAUCUCCCGGAGAAACUGGCCCAGUUGGAUCAAUUGGUCAAAGACGCCAGACUCAGAAUGAAUUCAAACACAGAUCUGCCUAUCCAUGUCGAUAGACUGACGCCAGAUCAAAUCAUCAAGAGCCAUCUACGGGAAACUAAACUCGCACGAAUCAAAAAGCUCAAACAGCUGGCACAGACAGUCAAGAAGGAGAAUGAUGAAUACCGACAAAAGAUCAAGGAAAACAACGACCAAGUCCAUACAUCGCUCGACAAGUUGCACAAGGUGACAUCGGAUAUUUCAAAGGCCACAGCUGCUACUCAGGAGAUGCCUGAGCGGGCAGAACUGUACGAAAGUUGGAAGGCAUUAUAG